Molecule: messenger RNA, 3921 nt
Organism: Colossoma macropomum (tambaqui)
Lineage: Eukaryota; Metazoa; Chordata; Actinopteri; Characiformes; Serrasalmidae
Gene: plag1
Product: pleiomorphic adenoma gene 1
Exons: 2
Coding region: 234-1187 (317 amino acids)
Source: RefSeq, a predicted model, not a curated record
GGUCUCCCCUGAUGAUGACUGCCCCAACCCGGCAGAGCGCGACCGAGUGAGGAAGAGGAGGCCAGAGGGCAAAGGGAGGAAGAACUUCCUGUGUCAGCUGUGUGAGAAGGCCUUCAACAGUGUGGAGAAGCUGAAGGUGCAUUCUUAUUCACAUCACGGGCGAGAGGCCGUACCGCUGCACGCACACCGACUGCACCAAGGCCUUUGUCUCCAAGUACAAACUGCUACGGCACAUGGCCACACACUCACCAGAGAAGACCCAUAAGUGCAGCUACUGUGAGAAAAUGUUUCAUCGCAAAGACCACCUGAAGAACCACCUUCACACGCAUGACCCCAACAAAGAGGCCUUCAGCUGCACGGAGUGCGGAAAGAGCUACAACACCAAGCUGGGAUUCCGCAGGCACCAGGCUCUGCACGCCGCUCACCGCGGGGAUCUCACCUGUCAGGUCUGUCUGCAGCCAUAUCCUAGCACCCCACUGCUGCUGGAGCACCUGCGCGGCCACGCUGGCAAAAGUGCUGCUGGAGCCAAGGAGAAGCGGCACCAGUGCGAGCACUGCGAGCGCCGUUUCUACACGCGGAAGGAUGUACGGCGCCACCUAGUGGUGCACACAGGCCGCAAGGACUUUCUGUGCCAGUACUGCGCCCAACGCUUCGGCCGCAAGGACCACCUGACCCGCCACGUGAAGAAGAGCCAUGCCCACGAGCUGCUGCGGGUGAAGGCGGAGCCAGUGGAGCUGAUGGAACCGCACCAAUCUCCUACGUCGGGGUCCCUCGCGUUACGCUAUCCGUUAGGUCACACUUCCUAUUCUCCGCCACCCCCUCUGAGAGCUGAGCUUGAAAGCUAUCUCUUAGAGCUGCAGGCAGAGGAGACGCCCAAGCUGAAUGCUGCUGCUGCUGCCACGUCCGCUGGAGAAACUACGCCAUCUUUGGACUUCCUGUCUCCCUUGUUCAACUUCUUGCCCUAUGGUCAAGGGGCAGGGCCUGCCUUGGGGGUUUCUUACAGCCAGGAGGAGGGGCUGCCUGUGAUAACACCUUCUCAAGACCCGGCUGACCCUCUAAGCUCGCUUCAUACGCUCCCGCACCCACCCACGCUUACACAAACGCACGGGCUCACUGCUAAUUACACGCACUCACAAAGCCUGAAUACAACCACCACCCUGCCUCGCUUCCACCAGGCCUUCCAGUGACCCAAAUAUAUAUGUACACUUGUACUUAGCUACCUUAGCACUUACUCAAAAGCAUACCUACACUUUACCGUCAACUUGGCACUUAAUUCUAAAGAAAAAAACACAAGGCAACACUCGUUUCUCAAGCCAGUAACACAUUUUAAAACGUGCCUUUGAGAACAUAUCACAUACUUGUUUAUAUCUACUUCAGUCUAUAUCUGGAGGCGUUCUAGCAAUAGAGGAUGUUGAACAUCAUCUGAUAGCUGUCAUUCAAAAUGAAAUAAUCACUUUGUCAAAAAAAGCAUGUCUGCAAAGCAGAGCUCAGUUUGCAGUGAAGUUUUGCUCUCAAACGCUGAGAUCAUGUAGCUUUCAAAACCCUCCCAUUUAGCACUUUGAACUUCAAGUGAUGAAGUUCCAUCAAAGCUAAAAAAAAAUUACAGAGAUUUUUUUUGUUGUUUGUUUGUUGGCCCAUAAGCUGUUGGGUACUGAAAUGCCAGCAUUUGAGUGACAGUGUCAGAACUCUACACAGCCAAAGGCAACCAAACCCCUCAGAGCCAGAGUGAGGAAGGCUCAUCUCGUUUUGCUUUUAGUUUUUACUUUAUUUUAUUUUUAUUAUUUUUUCUUGUUGAUGUUGUUGAUGGCCAUUUGCCUUCAUGCUGCUGCUCAUUUUAAGGGCCUGAAACUAUCAGUGCAGAUCUGCUUCACAAUACAAAGCAAUAAAGGGAAACAUGGACAGACUUUAUAUUUACAAAGACUCUCAAACGUACACACCAACGUUAAGCACUCUCCUUCUCCGUCUCUUUGUCUGCCAUUUCCGUCUUUAUUUUCCUUCUCUUUGCUCUUCAGAUACCAACACAACUCUCAACCUCAUCCACCAGAAUGCUGUCCAUUGCACUGAUUCAAGUCAAAAACAAAACAAACGCAUUAAGUUUAAUCUGUGCAUACACAGAACUCUUAAGGACAAAUGCAGUUCUACAAAUAUCUCUACAGUUGCCAUUUACACAGGCUGUAGAAGCCCAUCUAUGAAUGAAACAGUCCUUUUUUAUUUCCGCAAAACUCCCAGCCAAACCCCUCUAGGAACAGAUUUUUUUUUGUGUUUGAGUGCGCGUGUGAAUUUUUGUGAGGUCAUGUUUAAGGUGACUAUAGACAAUAGAGAUUAUAGAUGGUGCGUGUUGAGUGAAUGGUUCAUGUUGAAUUUUCGUUGGGAGCUGAAGGUUGUUGGGUGCUGGAAAGCCUCCAUGUUGGGCAUAUUUUUCAUAAUAGCACUUUCUACAAAAAAUCGGAUGCCUUUGUUUUGUCCUGUUAUGUUUUUUUUGUGUUAAAACCUUUGUCAUGAACGGUUUAGAUGUCAUAUAUAUAGCUCUUUAUCAGAUUGUUAGCAUGUAUAUAUAAAAUGCUACGUGUGAUAUUUUUACAGGUACACUUCAUACAGUGUUUUAACUUUGUACAUUUCUCCUGUUAUUUUGCUUUAUUGCACAAAAUGUCUGUGUCUCUCACUGAGACUUUAACUUACAUGACAAAAAACAAAAGUUUGUUCCACCCAUACUUCUUCAAAGCACUUCCUUAUUUGUUUGUUUUUUUUUUCCUUUCCAUUAGGUUCUAAAAUGGUUUGUAUAAAUCUAUUCAUGAAUCUAAAGCAGUUUGUAAAUACUUCAGUAUUGUCGAAAGUGUAUAGAACUGGGAAGACCGGAAUGCCUCAAAACUUCAAGGUGUAAAACAGUGAUGUCAUUGAUGCUGCUGAGUGAAUGACUCUGAUUACAUGGAGAAUCUGAUCUGAAUUGCUCUGUUCCAGGGCGUUUUCACUGGGAGACACAGACCUUUAGCAAUUCAACUAUUCAGUUUCAGUGGUACCAUCAUUCUGCGUGCGCGUAUAUGUAUGUGAGGGUAACACAAUCUCUCUGUUUUGGAUAAUGCUGCUAAUGGACAAAGUAUAGCCCUUGAUGGCGCAACAGAACUUCUCUCCUCUAGUUGUUGUUGUUUUUUUUUUUUUUCUUUUCAAAUCUAAGACUGUAUGCUAAGGAGGGAGCAGGAGUGUCCGUCUGCGUUGUAUUGGGACGUGUCGGGAAGAAGGCGAAGCCUUUAUUCACAAACCUGUUUGGGAGCUGGACGUUGCCAUAGUAACGUUCACAGGGUCCGAGCGGAACUGACCUCUUAAUCUCACAACCUGUUGAAGAAGAGAAGAAAAGGAGAGAGUGUUUAGUUCAAGAGACAGCAUUCCAGCCAUAAUGGUGUUUUACAUUGUGUCCUUUUAUGUCCUUAUUGUUUUUAAUCACAUUUCUGUAAUGCCAUCCUGUGAUAGUGGCUAUUGCUAAUCAUGUAUAUGUUACUUUAAUGUACUUUUACAAACUACUGUUGUAUGUGUAUAGCCCAAGACAGAAUGAUUCAUAUAUCUCUAUAUGUGUGUGUGUGUGCGUGUGUGUGUGUGCGUGUGUGUGCGUGUGCAUGUAUUUGUAAUGAGAACUUGCUGCUGCAGCCUGCAUUUCCUUUCGUCUCCUCCAGAUGACAUCAUCCAAAGAGAAAGUUAUUUAUUGGCUGGCUGGGUGAGCCAGGUGUGUGUCGUAGAAGGUGAACGGCUGGCUGUUAGCGUGUGUGUCUGAGAGAGCGAGAGAGCAGGAGAGAGAGAGAAAGAGAUUGUGUGUCUGUGUGCAUUCAGACGACCUUUGCUGCUAUGUGAGGAGAGGAGAGAUUCGGUCCAGUGUUAAUACUGUCCACAGUACUGAGCUCAAUAAACAUACCAGAAGGACUCACUUUACUA